This is a messenger RNA of Microstroma glucosiphilum, 1824 nucleotides long. RefSeq lists its product as hypothetical. Gene Ontology annotation, biological process: dolichyl monophosphate biosynthetic process. The record is from RefSeq and is a predicted model, not a curated record. The coding region runs from base 1 to 1824 and encodes 607 amino acids. Gene Ontology annotation, cellular component: endoplasmic reticulum membrane. The transcript has 5 exons. Gene Ontology annotation, molecular function: dolichol kinase activity. Lineage: Eukaryota; Fungi; Basidiomycota; Exobasidiomycetes; Microstromatales; Microstromataceae.
AUGCUAGCUCAUGGCAACAGCUUCAUAUGGUCAACAGAUGCUCGCAGUUUCCGAGCCAGCGCUGAUGACGGUGCUCUGUGUGGUCUUCUCUUGGGGCCCCUCCUGGCUACAACCAUGCUCAUAUCGGCUCUGGAAGAGGACGGCAGCACUGACGAAUCAGGGUCGUAUCUACCGAAUGGCCCGGCCCUUACCAACCCGCCAUGGAUUGUCGAAGGCCCUGUACCAAUCCUCCAGGGUCAAGCAGUGUCCUCAGCAGCAGCAUCGAUGUCCGCACUUUCGCUAUCAAGAUGUACCUUGCUAAGCUUGCAGACCAUGAUCAGCAUGAUCUUUCUCUCCCAUCUUUGUGCCACUCGAUGGGCCCGUCAGUGGCCCCAACGAACCUUGCAAAGCAAUUGGCAACGACUGCGCAGCUAUUCAGGGGCGUCAGUGGUCAUCAUAGGGCUGCUGUGGAUACUGAGGGAAGCCUUUGGUCACUUUGGUGUACCUCUCUGGACAGGUCUCGCUCGGUGGGAAAUGAUCAGCGCGUCCAUCCUGUUCCAAGCAAGUAUGUAUGCCAUCUCCCGCCUCGGACGACGAAGCUUUACUCUUGGGGAGCUGGGCAUCGUUGCAGCUCUGGGCGUGACUUUGAUGAUAGAGGCCAUGAAUCUUACCCUCGCUAAGCUCUUGCCGCAUACGACUCCUUACGUCAAAAGCUUCAGGCGUGCUACCCCACUACUCAUAUUUCAGCUGGCUCUGAUAGUCGGCACAUUCUUUGUGGGAUUUCUCCUCUCGCCGUUGCUCUACCUUUCUCGUCACUUAGCACAGAAGCCUCUCCACCGUCUGCGAUGGCCACACAAGCGCGAUUUGCACCGCCGGCUUUUGGCUGGCUUCUUCUACUUUUUUGCGGCACUUUUUGUAGCAGGUGCGCUCGGUCUAUGGGUGCGAUGGCUGCUUGGGCAGCGAGAUCCCUGGCUCUGGACCAUACGAUUCAUUGUCCUGGGCAAGCACUGGUGGACGCGUCCUCUGUUGAUUGCGUACUGGCUGGCAUGUAUCACUGGGAGCAUCGCUGGAUGGCAAGCUGUAGUAAGCCGCGCCAAGAAGUUCAGGGCAGCUUCCUCGGCCAUAGGCAAGCCCUUUACCACCCAGCCUCAGAUCAGUGUACCCCCAAACUCGGCAAAUUCUACGCCGGCAGUAACUCACUCAGCCGCUCGCGACGGAGCCCUGAUCAAGAGCAAGAAGACAACACACCUUAGUUUGAAUGCACGUAGGAAGUUCUUUCACGCCCUGGCCGUGAUCAUGUACGUUCCCGCAAUAGCGAUAGACCCGGCUUUUACCCAUUUGGCGUUCUCUUUGGCGUUUUCGGUCUUCACCUUUGCCGAGUACAUUCGCUAUUAUGCGUUGUAUCCCUUCGGUGCAUCUUUCCACAUCUUCAUGUCCGAGUUCACUGACCACAAGGACUCUGGGCCUGUAAUCCUCAGCCACUUCUACCUGCUCACCGGCUGCUGUGGAGGAUUGUGGCUGGAAGCUCAUAAGCAGAUAAUGCACCAGACCGGAGUUCUGAUCCUUGGCAUCGGCGACGCUCUGGCCUCGAUAGUAGGAAGGCGUUACGGGAGGCUGCAUUGGCCAGCAAGCUCCAAGACGAUCGAAGGCUCUGCUGCUUUCCUUUCGAGUGUCGUCUUCAGCGCCUGGUUCCUGAGGGUCAUUGGCUGGUGUCAAGACUUUAGCCUUCUCCGCUACACAGGAGUCGUCUCCAUUCUGUGCCUCAUCGAGGGGGUCAGUGAGCAGAACGAUAAUCUGAUCUUGCCCAUCUUUGGCUUCAUCUACUUGUCUCUCGCACACGUCUAA